GCACCUAUAUCUCAACGUACCGCGAUUGGGUGUAUACGAUAUUCGUUGUCAAGGCGCUGUACUGCCGCUACUGUCGUCGCUUUCAGUCAACGUGUUGGACGUGCACAAGUCCAUCGUCUGUUGAAGCACUAUCGUGGAAAAUAUCAAUCUUACACCAUGAUUCCUUUAAUGGAGAAUAAAAUGAAGUGGGAUAGAUCAAAGAAAAAGAAGUUUCCUGACAUUGAAAUUGAAAUGAGUAACACCCACUAUAACGGUCACGAUGAAAAAAUAAUGAAAGAAGAAACGCCCAUACAAAUGAUUCCAUUGUGGUCUAAACAGAACGCUGAUUUGGCUUCACCAAAUCUUGGAGUUAAGGAACAUAGUUUUAUUAUACAAAGUGGGGACUCUGGAAUCGAAUCUGUGCAGGCAAGUCCAGCUCAAAGGAUGAAUAAACCCUGCAGUUCAUCCACAAUUGAAAUGUAUGACAUUCCAGGCCCAUCGACAUCAAGACGAUUUAGUUCUGUAUAUUUGCAUCCCGAUCGUGCCCGUUUUAAUUAUCCUAGUCCGGUAGCUUCAUCUUCUCGAGAUCACAAUGGAAUGGAGGUCAUCGACUUUUCGAUCAUGGACGGUGGCGGAAACCUGUCGGCUGCGUCGUCGGACGCGUCAUCGCUGAGCGUGCCCGGAUCAGGCGGACCCGGUGGCCACCGUUACAGCGUACCGUGGGGCAGGCGCAGGAGUUCCACGUGGACGGGCCGGUACUCGGACGCCACGGAACCGGAAUUCGCAGACCUGCAGCGGAUGGCCACCAGGGGCAGUGUGGGCAUGCACAGCCUAUCGGACUCGCUUCACAAGCUGACGUUCACGCAGAGCCUGGCGUUCCCGGAGCUGGCGCGCAAGCUGGCCAACAGGCGGCGACAGGAACAACUGCGGGCCGCCAUAAACGACAACAGCCAGGACGACUUCGAAGCGUGUUCCAAGUUCGUCGCCGUGGCCGGCGGGUUCCUGCUCAGCCUCAUGGUGUACUGCGUGGUGAACAAGUACGGUAAAGCAUAAGGGUCGCCGCCCCGUGUCCAGGACACGGGGCUUAGCGCGGUAUCUGAAAACCAGACCGUGGCUAUUAUUGCAGCGAUGAACGCCACCACCGCUGCGACCCGAUAUGCUGACGUUAUUGCUUCGGCGACGCAAAUCUAUGCGAGCGGGCCGCCGCCGGUGCCGGGACUGCAUGUCGCCUCCAAUGACGGCAGUGCAUCAGGCGGCGGACGGGGUCGCUCGCUGUGGAAUUAUAUUAUCCCGACGGAUGUCACCACUAACAAAAGCCGUAAAGGUGACCGUGGAAACGACCAAAACGGAAGUCCGGGCAAAGACCGCGGCAAAGGUCCAUACAACCACCGCGGAAGGAGAGACUUAGGCGGACGUCCGGACGACAAUCGUGGAAGAAGCGGCCUAGGCGGAGGUCCGGACGACGACAAUCGUGGUAGAAGCGACCGAGGCGGCAGACCGGAUGGCGACCACGGAGGUGAUCGAGGAGGCAGUUCGGACGACGACCAUGGAGGAGGCAUUUCGGUCGACGACCACGGAGGAGGUGACCGAGGAGGCAAUUUGGACGACGACUACGGAAGAGGUGACAGAGGAGGAAGUCCGAAUAAUGACCGCGGAAACGACCAAGGCAGCGAUGCCAAUGAUAACAGACGAAUAUACGUAUGGCGUAUUAAUAACUACCCGUAAAUCAUGCUAUGGCCCACACGAUGUUAUUUAUACUAUUAGAUGAUAAUAAUAAUAAUAAUAAUAACGAAUACUAAACUAUAUACAUAUAUAUAUAUCGUUCAUAUUUAAUCAAUUAUCAUAAUAUUGCAUAAUAUUUAGUUGGAAUAUUAGUAAAUCGUUUUUAACGUAUAAAAUAAAAUAUUUAUACAGCUAUAUCAUAAAACGUAUAUCAAUGCAUACCUACUCAUAUAUAACUUAAACUUACAACUAAAUAUAGUUGGUAAUUAUUAAUUAUUGAUUAAUAUUUAAUAUUACGUUGCUUAAUAUUUGUCUACCUUUAUCAUACUAUUAUAUAUAUAAGUGAACGAGUGGGAUCUUAAGUUACGAUAAUUGAAAUGGAUAUACUCUCUGAAGUCGUCUUUUUAGACAAGAUACUCGUACUUAUUAUAGAAUAAUUCUCGUUUAUUUUAGGAUACACGACGAAUGAAAGUUAAAUUAAUCUGAAUGAUUAAGCGUGUAAGGUUAAUGUUUAUUGAUUAUUUAUUUUAAUUAUAACGGGAAAUAUAUUCUUUUAUUAUUAUUAUUAUUCUGAACUACUUAUUAUGAUUUUUCAAAGAAAUUUUAAAACGUUUUUGAGACAUUGAAUUGCAUUGAUAAGAAAAGUUUACGUAGGUAGUUAAAAAUUAAAAACAAUUAUUAAUUUACAUUUACUUAUUUUUAAGAAUCUAAUUUAAGUUUUUUAAAUAUUAUAUUGUGUAUUUUAAAUAAUGAAAGGUAUCCGAAUAUUGUUUCUGGAACAUUGCAUAAAUAAACACGUACGACAUGGCUGAACUUUUAUUGCGUUAACAGCGAGUACAUUUUAUAUUAUUGUAAUUAUUGAUAGAACGAGUAAUUAUUUUAUAUAUAUACUAAUAAUUUGUAAGAUUCUCGGUGAGAUAAAACUGAAUUUGUGUAAUUUAUUAAAUUAACUUCCUACGUAUACUUAUUUUAUUUUAAACUUUCCAUUACGAUAAUAAUAUAUUAUUAGACAAGUUAAUUAAUGUAAUAAACUAAUUUUAAGUUCAACAUUGAAUUUAUGUAACUACCCUAUCCAUCUCAGAUAUUAUGAUAAUAUAUUAUCUAGAAGAUUAUUAAGACUUUCCAGGUUCCUUUAUAUAUUAUAUAAUAUCAUUAUGUAGUAACCGCGAUUCACUACUCUUAACUUAUUAUUUGGUUCACACGAUGUAGGAGAUAGAAAUUAAGUUUUUGAAUGUUAGAAUUAAGUGCUCAUAUUAUGAAAAUACGUGUUUUCUUCCCGUGCAAAUAAUUUUGCAUUACCAUUCACUGUAAGUCUUUAUAUGUAUGUUAUGAUAUUAUAUGAAUAAAUUCAUGUAACUUUAAAUAAUAAUAUAAUGUAAUAUGUUUAUCUCUAAAUGUAAUAUGAAUGGAUUAUCAAUAAUAUUAUUAUCUUUCAAUUAAAAAAAUAUCCAAAAUAAAA
Molecule: messenger RNA, 3160 nt
Organism: Aphis gossypii (cotton aphid)
Lineage: Eukaryota; Metazoa; Arthropoda; Insecta; Hemiptera; Aphididae
Exons: 5
Coding region: 157-1032 (291 amino acids)
Source: RefSeq, a predicted model, not a curated record